This is a messenger RNA of Cannabis sativa, 2230 nucleotides long. RefSeq lists its product as uncharacterized. Bases 198 to 1682 code for a protein of 494 amino acids. The transcript is spliced from 8 exons. The record is from RefSeq and is a predicted model, not a curated record. Lineage: Eukaryota; Viridiplantae; Streptophyta; Magnoliopsida; Rosales; Cannabaceae. Gene Ontology annotation, molecular function: protein binding.
UUUAGGGGGUAAUUUAAAUAAUUUCAGAGAGUAAAGAGCAAAUAGUAAAAAUAAAAAAAAAAAAAAAAAAAAAAAAAACAGUGUAAUAGUAGUAUAAAUAGGCUAGGCAAACAAUACAUGAACACAACCAAAGCAGAAAAAAAAAAAAAACACAGAGAGAGAAAAAGUGUCUGUAACAUCACAAAUUUCUCAUUCCAAUGGCAGAAUCAGUGGAAAAGUCAUCGACUUUCAUGGUCAGAAACAGAGCAUGGUCAUCUGAGACCACCAUAACAGAUGUGAAUGUGGACUCACUCUCUCAGUGUGCCACCUUUCUCAACCUUCAAGAAGUCUCCAACAUGGCCAUGACCUGCAACUUAUUCAAAAAGGUCGCUUAUUCAGACCCCAUCUGGCAUCGUUUGUACAGGGAACAUUGGCACAGAGAAAUCCCAGCUGCUGUUUCUCAAAAACUAGGAGCUCGAGAUGCAUAUCUGGCUCGACACAAGUCGGUUAAUCAGUUCGAGUUUAGUGAUCCAAUUGGUUUCGACACUUUCACAGCCUCGAAACCUGUUGAUCACCUCAUCAUUGACAAUAACACCAUUAUCUUUGCUCAUGGUCCAUGGCUAAGGAUCACAAACAUUAACACCCCUUUUCUUACAAAAGGUUCGACUGUCAUGCUCAAUGGUCAUACUGAAAGAAUAACUUGUAUGAGGCUAUUUUCUGCUAAUGAAACACCUUUGUUUCAAAGAGAAAGCCAGAGCGACGACGAUGAUGAGAAGUUCAUCGUGACUUCGAGUAAGGAUCGUUCCAUUCGGCUAUGGUGGAAGGGAUCAUGCUACAAAACUUUCAGAGGUCACAGUGGGACAGUUUCAGCAUUAUCAGAUGAGUUGUUAGGUGAUGGAGUUGGGAACAUUUUGGCUAGUGGAGGUGACGAUGGUACUGUUCGCCUUUGGUCACUUGAAGCUGGUGUCAAAAGUGGUCAGCAUGCUCUCAAGGCUACAUUAUGUGGCCAUGACAAAACUGUAAAGCUUAUGUCUUUGGCCAAGUACAAACCAUCUCAUUUGGUGACUGUGUCCAAAGAUUCAAAGGUGAGGGUUUGGGAUACAACUGUAUCAACGGCUGCAAAUUCAUCAAGCUGUGUGGGAAUGACUUCAGUUCCCGGCAUCCCUGUAAACAUGAAGUGUCAUGAAACAAUGCUGUUGAUUGCUUCUGGUACCUCUGUGACUGUAAUUGAUUUAAGGACAAUGAAAAAAGUCAUUACUGCAGCAACUCAUGAAUCAAGGCUAUGCUCAUUUGAAGCUCUUCCUUCAAAAUACUUAAUCUGUGCAGGCAGCAAGGACAAGGCAUUGUUGUGGGAUGUGAGAAGAAACCAUACUGAGCAAAAUUCAAAACCAGUAGCCGAGUUGGAUGGACACCGCGGACCAGUAAAUUUGCUACACAUGGAUCAGUACAAAGUUGUUACCGCGGGCCGAAAAGAUGCUGGUGUCAAUGUUUGGGAGGCAAAUACUGGCAUCCAAACUAAUUCAUUACUAUGUGAAUAUGGUGAUCAGGGUGACAAUGCUGCUCCUAAUGGUUGUUCUGCUUUGGCUGUGAGUAAAACUCGUAUUGUAACUGCCAGUUAUGGUCAUGGUUAUGGGCUUAUGCGUUUUAGGGAUUUUUAUCAGGCUUUUUCACCAAUGUUUGAACCAAAUCAAAGAUUUGAUUAAAAUUUUUAGGCUUCAGAGUUUGGUACUCUAGUUAUCAAUGAGUCUUUUUUAAGGAGAUUGGGAAAUUUCCAAAAAUAAAAAUGAAAAUAAGAGACUGAGGAUGUUUUAAUUGUUUAUUUACUGUUGAAUUAUCUAUGAACAAUCAUUAAAUAAAGAUUAUUUUAUAAUUAAGGGAAGAAAAUAAAGUAAAAAAUAAGAGACUGGGAUGUUUUAAUUGUUUAUUUAUUUGUUAUAUGUACCAUUUGUUGGUUUUUGUUAAAUUCAAUUUUUAUAGCUAAGGAAAUGUGUUGAAAAUAUCUGAAGUUUGACGGAAACUUUUGGUUGGAAUACGUACGUACGUAUAAAAACAUAAGAAUAGCAUGAGUAAAAUAUUAAAUAUGUGAUUAAUUAUAACUAUUCAAUAAAUUGUAGAGGUUGUUCUAUUGAAAAUAAUGUAAUUUCAUCUUACUUUUUCAAAGGAUUUUUUUUUUUGAAAGUUUUUUGUAAAUUGUGAGUAUUUUGCCAGGUUGGAGAAUUAAUUUUUUUUUUCUUAAAAAAGAAAAAAUGAG